AUGCCUCACCGGAAGAGUCGCGCUCAUGGACCGAAACACGAGCACCACCAUGCGACCAAAGAAGACCGUACGGUGGAGAGGGAGCAGCACGAAAGCGACUCGGAGGGGCGAGACCAGGCGGCGGACGGCCAGAUCGAUAGGCAGGCGCAGCCCGCGACGUACACCGCCAUGACGGUGGACGCCAAGGCCCUGGAGGACGCGCCACCCGCCGGUGGGGUUAUCGGAGCGCGGACCGAAGGCAUGAUUGACGUGAAACAUAGAAGGUGCCUCUGCGGGAAGGCACGGCCUACAUUCGGGCACGAGAACGAGAAGGCCACCCGCUGCGCCUCAUGCCAGACCAAAGGCAUGAUCGACAUGAGAAGUAACAGGUGCCUCUGCGGGAAGGCACGGCCGACAUUUGGGCUCGAGAACGAGAAGGCCACCCGCUGUGCCUCCUGCCGGACCGAAUGCAUGGUCAACGUGAGAAGUACAAGGUGCCUCUGCAAGAAGGCGCAACCUACGUACGGGCUAGAGAACGAGAAGCCCACCCGCUGCGCCUCCUGCCGGACCGAAGGCAUGAUGAACGUGACAAGUAAAAGGUGCCUCUGCAAGAAGGCGCAACCUACGUACGGGCUCAAGGGCGAGAAGCCCACCCGCUGCACCUCCUGCCGGACCGAAGACAUGAUGAACGUGAUAAGUAAAAGGUGCCUCUGCAAGAAGGCGCAAGCGUCAUUUGGGCUCGAGGGCGAGAAACCCACCUGUUGCGCCUCCUGCCGGACCGAAGGCAUGAUCGACGUGAGAAGUAGAAGGUGCCUCUGUAAGCGAACGCAGCCCGUUUUCGGGCUCGAGGGCAAGAAUCCCACCCGCUGCGCCGCUUGUAAGACAGAAGGCAUGAUCGACGUUAUAUAUAAAAGGUGCCUGACAAACGGGUGCGAUACCAGAGUAGGGAAGCGUUACAAGGGAUAUUGCUUGAGGUGCUUUGUGUUCACGUUUCCGGGCGAGAAGGUGUCUCGUAACUACCGAGUGAAGGAGCAGCACUUUACCGAUUAUAUCAAAGCGUCGGGCGUCCUUCCAGAGGCUGCGGAUAUCACCUUUGACAAGAGGCUCCAGGGGGGGUGUUCGGGAAGGAAGCCGGAUAUCUUCGUUGACUUGUACACCCAUACGGUACAUUGUGAAAACGACGAGGACCAGCACCGCAACUACACGUGCGAGAACAAGCGGAUGAUGGAGCUCUUUGAGGAUGCCGGAAGUCGCCCCCAAGUGCAGCUCCGGUUCAACCCGGACGGCUACACGUCUGUGGACGGGCAAAAGCACCCGGGUUGUUUCAGGUACAACAAGCUCGGGGUGCCGGUGAUCCAGGACCAGGCGAUGUGGGAGGAACGCAUGAAUGCAUACCUGGAACGCUUACAGUACCAUCUCACGCAUGUGCCAAGCCGUGAGGUCACCGUGGAGCACAUGUUCUACGAUGGGUUCGAAUGGAAGAGUACGGUAGAAAGCGACCGAGUAUGUCAGAAGCGGAAGCGAGCUGAUCGUUGA
This is a messenger RNA of Klebsormidium nitens, 1515 nucleotides long. Lineage: Eukaryota; Viridiplantae; Streptophyta; Klebsormidiophyceae; Klebsormidiales; Klebsormidiaceae. The record is from the annotation of a GenBank genome assembly.